Molecule: messenger RNA, 2646 nt
Organism: Aspergillus chevalieri
Lineage: Eukaryota; Fungi; Ascomycota; Eurotiomycetes; Eurotiales; Aspergillaceae
Product: gamma-tubulin-complex subunit SPC97
Exons: 4
Coding region: 1-2646 (881 amino acids)
Biological process (GO): microtubule nucleation; mitotic cell cycle; cytoplasmic microtubule organization
Cellular component (GO): gamma-tubulin small complex; equatorial microtubule organizing center; mitotic spindle pole body
Molecular function (GO): microtubule minus-end binding; gamma-tubulin binding
Source: RefSeq, a predicted model, not a curated record
AUGUCCGUCAAUGACCGUCGCGCCGCCAGCUACAUGAGCGUACCGCGACCCCGCGUCCCCUCGAAUCGCAACAGUGACCCUGAGAAAGUUUCUGCGCUACGAAGUGGAAUACUUCCUUUACAAAUGGAUAAUAAUAUGGAGCACAUGCGCGGCAGCUCAGUUAGCCUUAAGAACAAGAUGCCGCGGGAUCAGGCCACUACCAGCGAAAAGCGCGCUGAGCGAUCCGCCGUCAGAGAAAAAGCUCGAAGUCGAACGAGAAAUUCAGUACAGGAUUCUGGCAAUGCGGGGAAUCGGGGCAACCUCGAGAGAAGUCGAUCAAAGAGGGCCAGUAGUCCCAAUGUGCGGAAGAAAGAGAAGGAGCUCGCGGAGGUGCCAUGGAAUCCGCAAGCGUCAUUAAUACCUCAUUCUACUGCGCCAUUAGCAUCUCGUGUAUCCGUUCCUCCUCUGGCUUCAACAUUACCGCAAUCGCUGCAACCCAAAUCCCUUCGCGAGCUCUCCGCAGAUGAACAGGAACGCGCGAUCCUCGAGGAUCUUUUGUUUGUCUUUAUGGGCUUUGAAGGGCAAUAUAUUCACUACCAUACCCCUUACGACCCGUCCGUCGAAAUGGACCGCCUGACCGGCCCCGCGUUUCAAUUAGCAUCAGGGUUAGAUCCGACGCUGAGAGACCUCACACUGUCUAUGCUGAAGAUGGCGACUCAUUACACUGCGUUGGAGGCUUUCGUGGAGGUACAAAGUCGCGCGGAGUAUGGGGCGGUUAGCCAUGCUAUGUGCGCGGUCAUCCGAAAACUGCUGAAAGAUUAUUUGAUCCUCAUCGCUCAGCUUGAGAACCAGCUGUUGAACAAUCCCAAUUUCACUUUACACGUCCUUCAUAUACACACGAUGCCGACGGCCCAAUGUCUGGCUCAGCUAUACUCGCUUGGUCAAGAACUUCUUCGACGUAACGGACUGCUGGACCAAGACCUCGACGAAUCGAUCGAUGACUUUGACGAUGUGGAUAACAUUCUCGAACAACUCAAAGAGGGAGGGGACCUUGUCCCUGGCGCUAUGUCUAGCAAGAAGAUCUGCAAAGGGGGCAAUGUUCUUCGGCUGUUGACUGAGCGGUUGGCAACACUUUCAGGAGACCCGACUGCCAAGACACUCUUGGAGACUCUACUCCGCGAGGCUAGUAGGCCAUAUAUGACGAUGCUUAACGAAUGGCUGCACCAUGGAGGAAUCAAGGACCCCCAUGCAGAGUUCCUUGUCAAAGAACAGAAAUGGAUCAAGCGGGAGAAGCUCGAGGAAGACUACACAGACGAAUACUGGGAAAAGCGAUACACAAUACGCGAAAACGAAGUGCCGCCACAACUCGAAGGCGUCAAGGAGAAGGUCCUUUUGGCCGGAAAAUACCUCAACGUUGUUCGCGAAUGUGGUGGCGUCGACAUCAGCAAAGCAGUCAAAGACGUCCCCAAGACACUUGAUGAUCCUCGGUUCCUGGAGAACGUCAAUGGGGCGUAUACCUACGCGAAUGCGUCGUUGCUGAAUCUCCUGUUGACGAAAAACUCGCUCACAACCCGUUUCCGUUCACUCAAGCAUUACUUUUUCCUCGAUCGCUCCGAUUUUUUCUCAUACUUUCUGGAAUUGAGCGCGUCGGAAUUGCGCAAGCCAGCGAAGAGUGUUAAUGAAAGCAAACUGCAAUCGCUUCUUGAUUUGGUCCUGCGGCAGCCGGGUAGUAUCGCAGCCCAGGAUCCUUUCAAGGAAGAUGUCAAGGUACGGAUGAAUAAGAUUGGGCUCACGAAGUGGCUUAUGCAGGUCGUGAGCGUCUCCGGUAUUGAUCAGGAUAAUCCCGAAGCGGCGAUUGAAAAAUAUCAAGCGCCACCAACGCAAGGCACGGAAGACGACAAAGAUAUCGUUGGAUACGAUGCUCUUGAAUUAGAUUACUCAGUACCUUUCCCUUUAUCUCUUGUCAUCAGCCGCAAGACCGUCCUUCGAUAUCAACUUACAUUCCGCCAUCUGUUGUCUCUCCGCCACCUGGAGGACCUGUUGGUGACUUCUUGGCUAGACCAAAGCAAGGUUGUGAGCUGGCGGCACAAAUCCUCAGAUCGACGGUUAGAGCUCUGGAAGCGGCGAGCGUGGAACCUGCGCUCGAAAAUGCUCGUAUUUGUCCAGCAGCUUCUCUACUUCUGCACUUCUGAAGUCAUUGAGCAGAAUUGGCAGAAUCUGAUGGACAGAGUAAACGGCACGGAUGCAGACGGCUCGGAAGUGACUGUCAACGGGACGAAGCAGGUGAACCGAACGGUCGAUGAGUUAAUGCAAGACCAUGUCGAUUUCUUGGACACAUGUCUCAAGGAGUGCAUGUUGACGCAGGCAAAGUUAUUGAAGAUACACUCCAAACUCAUGACCUGUUGCACCAUGUUCGCGUCUUGGACCGCAGCAUCACUAUCACGGGCAUUGAAUUCAGCAGACCCGGAUUUAUCUUCCAACCCGGAUGCGAAAGGCUAUGAUCCCUCGCGGAUCGGCAAGCUGGAGGAUACGCUGAAAAGAUACGAAGACCACUUCAAUCGGCAUCUGCGGAUCCUCAUGGACAGUCUGAACUAUUUCGCUGCGACUGAGAGUGUUGUCCUCUUGAAGCUUGCCCAUGCCUUGAGUUCGAUUGGUAAAGACGAUUGA